Mycetomoellerius zeteki is the source of this 1239-nucleotide messenger RNA. It is a transcript of the gene Smyd5, whose product is annotated as SET and MYND domain containing, class 5. The record is from RefSeq and is a predicted model, not a curated record. The transcript is spliced from 5 exons. Lineage: Eukaryota; Metazoa; Arthropoda; Insecta; Hymenoptera; Formicidae. Gene Ontology annotation, biological process: negative regulation of gene expression, epigenetic. Bases 1 to 1176 code for a protein of 391 amino acids. Gene Ontology annotation, molecular function: histone H4K20 methyltransferase activity; protein binding.
AUGAUGAUCGACGGCGAGGUUAUGGCGGAUAAGGGCUUCUUCAUCAAGCUGGUGAACGAUGAGAAAGGCAAAGGGCUAUUCUCUAAUCGCGCGUUUAAGGAAGGAGACGUGAUACUCGAGGAGAAACCUGUGAUAUGCUGUCAGUUCUUAUGGAACUCUCAGUUUGGAUACUUGGCAUGCGACCACUGCCUGAAACCGUUGGAAACAGCGGAGGAGAAUGUCCAUAGGCUAACUGGUAAUUCAAACUUUGUUGUACCACACAAGGAAUGCUGUGAAGUAAACAAGAGUUUAAUAACCGAAUGCCACCAGUGCGGAGUCAAGUACUGCAGCGUAGAAUGUCAGAACGAAGCAUUUCAGAGAUAUCAUAGUACACUGUGUCUACAAGGGAGAGUCAAGGAUGAGAGUCAUCCUCUCAAUCAGUUAUGUGAAACGUGGAAACAAAUGCAUUAUCCACCUGAAAGUGCAUCAAUCAUGUUGCUAGCAAGGAUGGUCGCUAUAGUUAAUCAAGCAAAUGACAAAGAGGAAGCUUCAGCAAUGUUUUUACAGUUUUGCCAUCGUACCGUUUCUAAUGACACGCACGAAAUUGUGCACUAUUUAUUAGGCGAAAAGUUUGUAGGCCAGAUUGAUAUCCUUCAGCAAAUGAUGAAGGAGGCUCUUAACACUGAGUACACCGCACAUUGGUUCACGCCAGAUGGUUUUAGAAGUUUAUUAGCUUUAGUAGGAACAAACGGACAAGGAAUUGGUACUAGUUCAUUCAGCCGCUGGGUGAAAAAUGUUUCCGCUUUAGAAUUGCCCAAAGACGAAAGAAUUUACAUUGACAAGUUGAUAGAGAGAAUUUAUGACGCAAUGGAUGAAGCGGUAGGUCCGUUUUUGAAUAAUGAAGGAUCUGGACUCUACGUUCUACAAUCGUCAGUGAACCAUAGUUGCAUACCAAAUGCAGUUGUUGAAUUCCCUUAUUCAAAUAAUACUUUAGUAUUAAAAGCAAUACGAAAUAUAAAAGUUGGCGAGGAAAUCUGUACAAGUUACCUUGACGAAUGCCAGCUAGAGAGGAGUAAACAUUCCAGGCAACAGGCACUAAGCUCUUUGUAUCUGUUUGUUUGUCAUUGCGACAAAUGUCAAGCGCAAGCGAAUGAUCCUGAUGUAACGUCCGACGAAGAGGAAUCUGAUGAAGACUGAUAAGUGCUAGUUAAAGAUGCACAGGAACAAUGCUAUAAUUUUCAUAAUAAACAAGAAUAUUGA